Molecule: messenger RNA, 1366 nt
Organism: Wallemia mellicola CBS 633.66
Lineage: Eukaryota; Fungi; Basidiomycota; Wallemiomycetes; Wallemiales; Wallemiaceae
Product: RIO1-domain-containing protein
Exons: 9
Coding region: 14-1366 (450 amino acids)
Biological process (GO): maturation of SSU-rRNA; protein phosphorylation
Cellular component (GO): cytosol; nucleus; preribosome, small subunit precursor
Molecular function (GO): protein serine/threonine kinase activity; ATP binding
Source: RefSeq, a predicted model, not a curated record
AUUACUCUCAACGAUGAGGUUAGAUGCUACAGAUUUGAGAUAUAUAACAAAUGAUGAGUUCAGAGUAUUGACUGCCUGCGAAAUGGGCUCAAAGAAUCACGAAGUCGUACCGUCUUCUCUCAUCAAUCAGAUUUCUGGCCUUAGAGCGGGUGGUGCUAAUAAAAUGCUUGGUGUUUUAGCCAAGCGUAACCUCGUAGCUCGAGUCCAAAACGCAAAAUAUGAUGGAUACAGACUCACGUACGGUGGAUACGACUAUUUGGCAUUACGCGCGAUGAGCAAGCGUGACACAGUCUACUCAGUUGGUAAUCAGAUCGGUGUUGGUAAGGAGUCAGAUAUCUACGUCGUUGCGAACCAAGAUGGUGAACAACGCGUCUUAAAGCUUCAUAGACUUGGUCGUGUCUCAUUUAGAGCAAUCAAAAAUAAGAGAGAUUACCUCGGUAAACGUAAAUCAGCAUCCUGGAUGUAUAUGUCCAGACUGUCAGCCCAGAAGGAAUACGCUUUUAUGCAGGUCCUCCACAAGCAUGGAUUCCCCGUCCCUACUCCAAUUGAUCAAGCACGACACACCGUUCUGAUGUCUCUUGAAGAUGCCCUUCCCUUACGCUCUAUAGCUGAAGUAGAGGAUCCUGCAAAACUCUGCUCGCAGUUGUUCGACCUCAUCGUUAAAUUGGCAGAAGCGGGUUUAGUACAUGGUGAUUUCAACGAGUUUAAUAUCUUGAUCAGAUCCGAGGAUGAGCAACCGGUUCUUAUCGAUUUCCCUCAAAUGGUCUCAGUCAGUCAUCCAAAUGCAGAAGAAUACUUUGAUCGGGAUGUACAUUGUAUUCUCAAGUUCUUCGACAAGAGGUUCAGAUAUCAGCCUGAUUCUUGGCCAGAAUUUGAGGAUGUUGUCGAUAAAAGUCAAGUAAAACUCCUUUCAGAGGUGAUGUCCAACGGAUUUGGUGCCAAAGAGCAGUCGAUGUUAGAUCAAUACACUGAAGAUAUCGCUGAGGAAGAAGAAGGUAGCGACAACGAGGACGAUGAUGAUGAGGAAGACAGCAACGAAGAGGAGAACGAAGAAGACGAAGACGAUGAGAGUUCGAGCGAAGAUGAAGAUGAAGAUCAAUCCGACGAGUCAGAGACGGUAGAUGACGGCGUGAAGAAGACCACGAACCUCAUGAAAUCUAUGAAAGUCGAUAGCCGGAGGAAGAACCGCGAAAGGAACGCGGACGAUGAGAGUACGAUGGCUGAGAAAGUUGCCCUCGAUCUGCACAAGCAGUCGGCGCGCACAGCUCGCAAACAUCACGGUCGAAAAUCUACUAGAGAAGCUGGUAAAGCUAAAGGUCACAAGUGGAAGAACAAUGCUAAAAUAAACGUCGACAAUGACUGGUAA